Molecule: messenger RNA, 1200 nt
Organism: Exophiala bonariae
Lineage: Eukaryota; Fungi; Ascomycota; Eurotiomycetes; Chaetothyriales; Herpotrichiellaceae
Exons: 2
Coding region: 1-1200 (399 amino acids)
Source: RefSeq, a predicted model, not a curated record
AUGACCAACUGGAUCCUAGGAGAAAAGUUCACCGAAAAGUAUUCCCACUUGAGCGGCGUGAAGGCACUCUGGGAAACAAAAUGGAAAUUCCCAGCUACAAAGGGUGUCUAUCCUUUCCAUGACGGCAAAUACGAAGACUUUGCUCCCAUCUUCGAAAAGCUUAUUGCCGACAACGUCAACGACGGCUACUCAGACAAAUACACUGAAUACUUCCUUCCAACUGCUGAGAGACUCACCGACGAAGCGCUUUCUGCUCAGGGCUCAGACCGUGCCAAGGCUGCUGACCUCUUCAAGCGAGCUUGUGCUGUGUAUCGAAUUUCUCGUUUCCCAUCGGUCGAUGCCGGGUCUGGUCUCAAGCGAAAGAUAUAUGAAACGCAGAAACAGGUCUACCUUAGGGGAGCAAGUCUUUGGGAUACACCAUUGAAGGAAGUCAUCAUCCCGCACACGGCGGCAGAAGGGGAAGAUGAGAAGGAAAUUCCUUUGUAUGUCAGGCUUCCAGCUGGAGCCAGUAAAGACAAGAAGGUACCAGUAGUCUUGCUCAUUACUGGCCUUGACGGUCACCGGCCUGACAACUCUGCGCGAACCGACGAGUUCACAGCUCGUGGCUGGGCAACUGUGAUUACCGAAAUCCCCGGUACUGCAGACUGCCCUGCUGCACGAAGAGACCCCAAAUCUCCCGACCGGUUGUUCACUGCUAUCUUGGACUGGAUCAAUCGGCAGCCCAAUUUCGAUUCUCAAAAGAUAUUGGCGUGGGGUCUGUCGGCUGGUGGCUACUAUGCAAUUCGGGUUGCGCAUACUCACCACACAAGACUUCUAGGAAGUAUUGGUCAAGGUGCCGGAACGCAUCUAUUUCUGUCUAGGGAAUGGCUCGACCAAGUCGAUAACCAUGAAUAUCCUUUCAUCCUCAGCCACGCUUACGUUCUGAAGUAUGGCUACAAAGACUGGGAAGACCUCAAGCAAAACGCGCAAAAGGAUUUCAGCCUGGUUGAAAGUGGCAUUGUAGAUGGACCUUCUUGCCGGCUACUCCUGGUAAACGGCACUUGGGACGGUCUGAUGCCGAUUGAGGACAGCAUUCUUUUGUUUAGCCAUGGUCGACCGAAGGAGGCUCGGUUCUACGAAAAGAUGCUCCACAUGGGUUAUCCACCGGCCAAUGAAAGUAUCUAUCCUUGGAUGGAGUCGGUCAUGGCAACAGCCUCUUGA